This is a messenger RNA of Tachysurus vachellii, 1704 nucleotides long. It is a transcript of the gene acot8, whose product is annotated as acyl-CoA thioesterase 8. Bases 25 to 987 code for a protein of 320 amino acids. The record is from RefSeq and is a predicted model, not a curated record. The transcript has 6 exons. Gene Ontology annotation, biological process: fatty acid catabolic process; acyl-CoA metabolic process. Gene Ontology annotation, cellular component: peroxisomal matrix. NCBI's taxonomy places the organism in Eukaryota, Metazoa, Chordata, Actinopteri, Siluriformes, Bagridae. Gene Ontology annotation, molecular function: fatty acyl-CoA hydrolase activity.
UCUUCUCCACCCUUUCAAUCCAACAUGGCGGAAACUGGUGCAGACUCUCUGAAAGUGACAGAUGACUUUUCUUUAAGUUAUACUGGAUCUCCGGACCUCAGGAGCGUCCUGGUGACAAGCGUUCUGAAUUUAGAGAAGCUUGACACCGACCUUUACAGAGGGAAGCAUCACUGGGUUCCUCGGACUCGGCGCCUGUUUGGUGGUCAGAUUGUGGGUCAGGCUUUGGUAGCUGCUGCCAAAUCUGUCAGUGAUGAGUUGUAUGCCCAUUCACUGCACUGUUACUUUGUUAGAGCAGGAGACCCCAAGGUUCCGGUGCUUUACCAGGUAGAACGGACUCGAGAUGGUCGCAGUUUCUGUGUGCGAUCGGUGAAAGCAGUCCAGCACGGUCAGCCCAUACUGAUAUGUCAGGCGUCCUUUCACAAGCUGCAGCCCAGUCCACUAGAGCACCAGUUCACCAUGCCCAGCGUCCCCCCACCUGACGCUCUGCUCACAGUGGAGGAACUCAUCCAGCAUUACCUCAGCGACCCGAAUUUGGCUGAUAACGCUAAACAGGGGCUGAAUAAGAUCCUUGCAGAUGAGGUACCCAUUGAGGUGAAGAUAGUUAAUCCUCCUGAUUUUUAUAGACGUCUCCCCAUGGAGCCAAAAAAACUAUUCUGGGUACGAUCAAAAGGACACAUGGGAGAGGCAGACAUGAAACUGCACUGCUGUGUCGCUGCGUAUGUGUCCGAUUACUCAUUUCUCGGUACCACCAUGCUGCCAUUCCCCCAAUACAGAUCCCAGUUUUUAGCCUCUCUCGAUCACACCAUGUGGUUCCACAACAAAUUCAGAGCAGAUCAGUGGAUGCUGUAUGAAUGUGAAAGUCCAUGGGCAGGAGGCAGCAGAGGCUUGGUUCAAGGCCGCUUGUGGAGACAAGACGGCGUUCUGGCAGCUUCCUGUGCACAAGAGGGAGUGUUACGAGUGAAAGAUAUGACACAGAGUAAACUUUAGAUCCGUUUUCAUGCAGCACGUGUAAUUCCUGUGGCUCUUUAAGUGCAUCCUUCUAGACUGAUCGUGUGCUUGCAGUGAUUAAUAGUAAUUAACAUAGAUUUACACAAUCACAAUAAGACCUAAAGACGGCCAGCGACGGACCGUUCACAGAACAGUCAGUGAGAACAUCGAGUCAUUGUGUUAUCGGUUUGCUUAGUGAGAACUGGGUGUGGUGUCUUCUGUGACACUGAAAUUGUUUCAGCAGCAGACUUUCUACUAUAGAACAAAAGUAUUUGAAAUGAAUGUGUGUAAUGGUCAAGCUUGUGAAAAUAAACCACACAGAAGAAAUAAUCUGGGAUAGAUAAAGAUAAGAGAUUAUUUUCAUGAAAUUUUCAAUCAAGCAACAAAGAUAAAUACUGAUAAUAACAGAAUUUGGACAUUAAUUAAGCUUUAUACUGCAGUCAUAUUGAAUACUUCUGAUUGGUCAGAAGGUGUUGAUUAGUUUUCCAUUCCUCCCUCCAAAUCACGGCUCUUUGUUAUUGCUUCUAUAGUAACAGAUUACAAUGUGAUUUGUAUAACAUGUAUAAUUAUGAAAUGGUUACGAUUUCUGUGAGGAGACAGUUAACAAUUGUUGGUGACUUUCCAGUGUCAGAGCUUUAUAACGGCCAGGGGGUACUUCCGUAGUCUUCCGGCACUUGAUCAAUGAGUUUAAUGUUUUUCAUUAUAAUGACAGGCCAG